Molecule: messenger RNA, 1290 nt
Organism: Penicillium brevicompactum
Lineage: Eukaryota; Fungi; Ascomycota; Eurotiomycetes; Eurotiales; Aspergillaceae
Product: pepsin-like aspartic protease
Exons: 3
Coding region: 1-1290 (429 amino acids)
Biological process (GO): proteolysis
Molecular function (GO): aspartic-type endopeptidase activity
Source: RefSeq, a predicted model, not a curated record
AUGCAGUCCUUUCUUUUCAUUGUUAUGCUAUUCUCUCUGAGCCUGAGUGCUCUUGCUAUUCCAGUGACAUCUGAAAAACGCCUUCAAGGCCGGUCCUUCAAGGUGGAACAUACAAAACGCAGUACCGAUGCCAUCCAUGGCCCCGCCGCACUGCGCAAGGCGUACCGCAAGUUCGGCAUCGAUACGACAACCCUUACUGGCAUUGAUGUCAGUGACUUCAAGCCUUUCGACACCAAGGUAUCUACCUCUGGCAAGAACGCCAAGGAGGAUGCGGGGGAAUCAGACCAGACGGGCUCCGUGUCGGCGACUUCGGUCCAGGGGGACGUUGAAUUCGUCUCGCCUGUGAGCAUUGGUGGCCAGACGCUUGACAUGGAUUUUGAUACUGGCUCUGCUGACUUCUGGGUGCUGAACUCGAGACUUCCAGAGUCUGAACGAAAGAACCGAACAGUCUAUGAUCCCAGCAAAUCCAAGACAUUCAAAGACGUCACCGACAGCACUUUCAAGAUCUCCUAUGGUGAUUCAUCCUUCGCCUCAGGUGGCGUAGGCAAGGAUACCGUCUCAAUCGGUGGUGUGGAAGUUGAAGGGCAGAUGAUCGGUCUCCCAACUAAAGUUUCAGACACCUUCACCGACGACGCCGACUCCAAUGGACUCGUCGGCCUUGGCUUUUCUUCGAUCAACACCAUUGACCCAGGCCCACAGAAGACUUUCUUCGACAAUGUUGUCUCCACUCUCGACGAGCCCGUCUUCUCUGUUCGUCUGAUUGCUGACGGCGUGGGUCAAUAUGAAUUCGGCACCAUCGAUCAUUCCAAGUACAAAGGCGUUCUGGCCAAUGUCAGCGUCGAUUCCUCCAAUGGAUUUUGGCAGUUCGGCUCAGCACAGUACUCCAUUGGAGGAGGUGCAUUCAACCCGAUCAACGAUGUGCCCGAGGCCAUUGCCGACACCGGUACCUCACUGAUGCUGGUGAGCCCUGACGUUGCCGCGGCGUAUUACAAGCAGGUUGAUGGUGCCAUCUAUGCAAACAACGCCGGAGGAUAUAUCUAUCCUUGCACUGCCAAGCUGCCUAGUCUUGCAGUCGCUGUUGGCACUGCGUACUCGGCCAGCGUUCCUGGAUCGCUCGUCAACUUCUCUGAGGUUGGAACCAACACCACAACUGGUGAGACUGUAUGCUUUGGCGGAAUUCAGUCAAAUGCAGGCUCAAGCCUGGCGAUCUAUGGUGAUGUGUUCUUGAAGGCCCUCUUCGUGGUCUUCGAUCACCGCGGUCCUUCUCUGGGAUUCGCGGCACCCGCGUGA